AUGGUGAUGAUAAACGGUGUCAAGUACGCCUGUGAACGGUGUGUUCGAGGACACAGAGUAACGGCGUGCACCCACACCGAUCAGCCUUUGUUGGCGAUCAAGCCCAAGGGAAGACCUACCACCCAAUGCGAGCACUGUCGCGAGCAGAGAAAGCUGAAACACAACCACGUGAGCUGCGUUUGCGGAAAGAAGAGCAAAGUGACACAUGAUGCGCAUGAACUGAAUUGCCCUUGCCAUAUCGAUGGUAAGUGCACUUGUCAAGUGAAGAAAAGAUCGAGUCAGUCUAGCCAAUCGAGCCAGUCUAGCCAAACGAGUCUGCAGUCGCAUCCCCAGUUGCAACCACCUUCUAACCCGGGCUCUGGCAAUGGUUCUAUCAAGAAAAUCGACGAAUCAAGUCCGGAGGAUUACGGGGAACUCAAAAAUCCUGGAGAGAUCACCAUACCGAUUGACGAGUACAUUGGUCCCUUGAAUACGAUGACCAACAACCUCAAUAAUCUGUUACAAGAUAGAAACAACAGCGGCCUUCUGGAUCUGUUUGAUCGUGAGCCCUCCGUGGGCUUCCAGCAUCACCAACCGAUGACUCCAGAGGGGUUGUUUCCUCUGUACCCUCUACUUGGUCCCAAAAUGGCAUCUCCGCCAGAGGGAAGUACCGACUCUUUGCAGCAAAACCAUACGGGUUCUAGCAUCAAGUCAAGACACCUGAAUCACUCUUCUAGCUCCAGCUCUAGUGUUAAUCUUCACCAUUCGGGACAUCAUGCACAUUCGAUCCACGGUCAUUUCUCGCCAUAUCCCACUCCGAGAAGAACCACCAGUUUCAUAUCGUUGUCUUCAAACUCCACCGCAAACACGUUGUCACCACCGAGACCAUCAUUGUUGACGAUGAAUUCUUCAGACUCGCUGAAUGGUUUUCAAUUAACCAAUUCCAAGACGAACUCUACCAUGGUUGAAGAGCUGUAUCACACCAAGACCUUGACUGAAAACAGUCACAACGACUCCACAACGAGCAUGAGUCUGAACAUGAACAAUCUGAACAUGAACUCGCACAUGGGAUCUUCCAGCCAUAUACCUAAUCUUAUGGCUAGUCAAAUGGCGAAUACAGUCUCCAAGACAUCGACAGGUGGCUCGUUUCUGGACAACAUUGACUCCAUCGGAAGCAUACCCAUAAGCUCGAGCGACUUUGUGAAGGAGUCUGAUAACGACAACCUGGUGCAGAGCAUGUACAAGGACUCUACCCCGUUGAAUGAUGAGGAAUUCAACGGGAUUGGGUCUUUGAGGGUCGAUGAUGAGUUGAGACUCGACGAUCUAAUAGACCUUUAA
Kuraishia capsulata CBS 1993 is the source of this 1317-nucleotide messenger RNA. RefSeq lists its product as uncharacterized. Gene Ontology annotation, biological process: positive regulation of transcription by RNA polymerase II; intracellular iron ion homeostasis; intracellular copper ion homeostasis. The record is from RefSeq and is a predicted model, not a curated record. Gene Ontology annotation, molecular function: DNA-binding transcription factor activity, RNA polymerase II-specific; RNA polymerase II cis-regulatory region sequence-specific DNA binding; copper ion binding. The transcript has a single exon. The coding region runs from base 1 to 1317 and encodes 438 amino acids. NCBI's taxonomy places the organism in Eukaryota, Fungi, Ascomycota, Pichiomycetes, Pichiales, Pichiaceae. Gene Ontology annotation, cellular component: nucleus.